This is a messenger RNA of Parastagonospora nodorum SN15, 606 nucleotides long. RefSeq lists its product as hypothetical. The coding region runs from base 1 to 606 and encodes 201 amino acids. The transcript has 2 exons. The record is from RefSeq and is a predicted model, not a curated record. Lineage: Eukaryota; Fungi; Ascomycota; Dothideomycetes; Pleosporales; Phaeosphaeriaceae.
AUGGCUACACCAGCUAAUACCAGAAGUUUCCCCAAUCAGGAUGGAAAGCUCAAGAUCAGGAUACCGAAAAAGGCGUGGAAUGCUUUUGAGCCAGAGAUCCACGAGGCAGCCUCCCGCACCGAGAGAUCAGCAACGCGCAGCAGUCCAAGAUCGAAUUCAGACACCGAACAAGAACCUGAUAGCGAGCCACCGCCCAGGUUAGACGCAGCCUUGCCCAGAAACUGCAAAGUCAAGCUCCAGAGCUUCCACUACGGAGGCCCCAAGCGCGUCACUCAAGGGGUUUUCCAGAACGAAGUAAAAUACCAUGCGCCCUGUCUCCAACCUACCUGUACGAACUGCUGGACUCAUCACCAGCAUUUGAUGAGCCGUCCGACACUGCCCGAUGAGCAGAACGUCUUCCAGCCCGCACCGAACCCGCUCAGUCCGCCAAUCGACCCAGGAAUUCUGGACGGCUCGUGGCGCUUCGACCUACCUCUCCAAGAUAGUGCGGAAAGCAACCCUGAGAAUGAGCGAGAGGCAGAGGAGCCGCGCUUCCCCGCGUUCAUGCAGAUGCCUGAUGCUCCCGUUCAGGCCAGGUGCGCCGGCGAGGACGCAGUGGCGCUCUGA